GUGAGAGAGUUUGAUUGAAACUGAAGGAGUUUGAUUACUCAGCUCCUGAUUGGUUGACAAAGAAGAAGCGGUAUUUGACGGUCAAAUUCCGGCACUGUCAUUAUAAUAGUUUGGCUGAAGUGGAGCUGUAAUGUAUAGAGAGAGGCUAACUGAAGCUGUGGGUCUUCUAAAUAAUAAUUUAGGAAAUGGUGAGCUAUUGUCAACGAUGUCUCGACAAUUAAAUUAAGUCCAACAGAGCUCUGAUUCGGAGAUGCAGAGAUUAUUCAGGGGUGGAACUGCAAAUCCAGUCAGACCUGGCUCCAGGCUAGCACUGCUACUUCUAGCUAGCUCAAUGCAACACGGAGGACCCCGUUACCAGACGAGACAGCGUUUCGGUGGAUCGUCGUCGAAAUCCAGGAAGAGAUUAUCUGGCCAAUGCUGGGUGUCUAAGGCCUUUGAAACGCAUAGAAGACAAAGAUCUCUUGGUGGAGGAUAUCAUCAUGUUUCAGCUGGUUCAUCAAGUUAGUGGAGCACUUCAAAGGUUCAGGGAGGGGAUGAAGACCCUUGGUGUUCUUGAUGCAAUAAGAAUGCACCCAGAUGCUUUCAGACUGCUGUUUUGUCACGAGCCAUCCCCACUCACAGCUGAUGUACUAGAACUGUCAGCAGUGGGCAGGAACAAAAGAAGGGCAGAGGAAUGUGUGGUUGCAUUUUGGAGGGACUACCUGCUGGAUGUUGAGGCGCAAGAGGGACCCUUGCAACUUGGGGGUAUCCUGGCCUUUACGAUGGGAGCAAAUGAUAUUCCACCCCUGGUCUUCUCUCCACUACCUUCAGUGGUUUUUCUCCACGAGCUGCCCCUCAGACAAGGCCGUCAUUUACCCCCCGCAAACAGGUCCCGUCGUGUUCGGACAAAGAUCUUCAGCUCUACACCAAAGCUUCCCUGAUUGGCAUCCUCUUCAAACUGCUGGUUAAUCAAGAGCAAGAAAGAGAUCGUCAGAGUAUAACCAUUGAGCUCAGAAAUUUAUCUUUCCAAAAUGACACUUUCAUGGCCCAAAUUGUCAGUUUCCCUCACAAUU
Messenger RNA from Perca fluviatilis (European perch), 1052 nucleotides. Its product is annotated as G2/M phase-specific E3 ubiquitin-protein ligase-like. NCBI's taxonomy places the organism in Eukaryota, Metazoa, Chordata, Actinopteri, Perciformes, Percidae. Bases 480 to 920 code for a protein of 146 amino acids. The transcript has 4 exons. The record is from RefSeq and is a predicted model, not a curated record.